Messenger RNA from Acanthosepion pharaonis, 813 nucleotides. The record is from the annotation of a GenBank genome assembly. Lineage: Eukaryota; Metazoa; Mollusca; Cephalopoda; Sepiida; Sepiidae.
AUGCGGGAUAUCCUCCGCUGUCAAGCAUGGAAAGGAGAAAGGAAACGAUCUGAUCCCCACACUCCUCCUCAUAGAUCAAAAAAAAAAUUCUUGUCAGAAUUCCGAAAAGAUCAUUCGAAAUUUGGUUCCUUUUUUUUCUGUCAAUUAUUUUUUUUUUAUUUUCUCGCUUUCAUUCAGUCAUACUCCCCCUUUUCUUUUCCUUUUUAUUUCUUCUUUUCUAUUCUGUUUUGUGUUACUUUUUUUUCCUUUUCUUCUUCCUUUCUUUAUCUGUUCCUUUUGUUAUACUUCUUCGUUUUCAUUUUUUGUUCAUAUCCUUUUUCUAUUCCCGUUAAGUCUUUCUUUCAUUUUUUUAUUCGUUUUCGUUCUCUUUCCUUUCUUUAUUCUUUCUUUUCUUCUUCUACUUAUUACUUGAUUUCCUUUUCUUCUUUUAAUUCUUGUUUAUUUUUCUUCUUUUGUUUGUUUACUGCUUCUUUUUCUUUGUUAUUUUACUUCUUUUGUUUUCGUAAUUUUCUUUUUCUUCUUCCUUUACUUUCUCCUUUUUAUUUUCUUCUUUUAUAUUCUUCUUCUUCUUCUUCUUCUUUUUUUUUCUUCUUCUUCUUCUUCAUAGUCCAUUUACUUCUUUUUCAUUUUCUUCUUAUUCCUUCCUUCCUUUCUUCUUUCGUUUUAUCGGUUCGUUUUUCCUUUUUAAUUUGCUUCUUUUUCUUUAUACUACUUCUUCUUUUCCUUUUUCUUUUCUAUUGCAUUCUUCUCCUUUUUCCGUUUUCUUCCUUUACAUUUUUCUUUACAUUUCUUCUUCUACUUCUUCUCCUUUAA